Messenger RNA from Paramisgurnus dabryanus, 4448 nucleotides. It is a transcript of the gene unc5cb, whose product is annotated as unc-5 netrin receptor Cb. Gene Ontology annotation, molecular function: protein binding; netrin receptor activity. Gene Ontology annotation, biological process: netrin-activated signaling pathway; axon guidance. The record is from RefSeq and is a predicted model, not a curated record. Gene Ontology annotation, cellular component: membrane. Lineage: Eukaryota; Metazoa; Chordata; Actinopteri; Cypriniformes; Cobitidae.
UCUCACGCGCCGAGCUUCACCUCUCCAUCAGAUGGCGGGGAGCGCGCGCUGAGGGAACUUCACUGAGGCGCGCUUAUACUGAACAUGAACUCUCCACAGGAACGCUGAUUUUACUCGUUUACUGUCGCUUUAACGCGUUUGUGGAAGAACUGAGAGAAAAGUAGCGCGGACACGGACAAACCGAGGAUAUUUCAUCUGAAAGAUUUCUGUUUGGAGGCGGUUUGCCUGCUGUCUGUUGCAAGAGUGAUCUGAGGUAAACAAAUCACCGGACCCAACGAACCUUUCGUUGAACAAACAGUCACAGUUCAGUUUCAUUUGAUCAGGUUUACAAUAAACUCCAUUUACAGACGUUGUGCCGAAUAUCAGUUUUUUGUCCGAUGAUGGGCAGAAGUGAUCAGACCGCGAGGAGAGCGCGAGGCGCAUCGGGAUUCAUACACACGAUCACUCUGAUGAUUUUUACUCUUUUAUUGCUCAUCAGCAUCGGAGCUGCUCAAGAUGACGACUAUCUCGGAUUGGGGGAACUCCCUGAGACCUUCCCCUCCGACCCACCCGAGCCCCUCCCACACUUCCUGAUGGAACCGGAAGAGGCGUACAUCGUCAAGAACAAACCCGUCAAUCUCUACUGCAAAGCCACGCCCGCCACGCAGAUCUACUUCAAGUGCAACAGCGAGUGGGUUCAUCAGAAGGAACAUACGGUGGAGGAGCGCGUGGAUGAGACCUCAGGUCUGGUGGUUCGGGAGGCCAGUAUCGAGAUCACCCGUCAGCAGGUGGAGGAACUCUUCGGGUUGGAGGAUUUCUGGUGUCAGUGUGUUGCCUGGAGCUCAGCCGGGACCACCAAAAGUCGCAAGGCUCAUGUGCGCAUCGCCUAUCUGAGGAAAACCUUUGAUCAGGAGCCGCUGGGUAAGGAAGUGUCACUGGAACAGGAAGUGCUUCUGCAGUGCCGCCCACCUGAAGGAAUACCUGCAGCUGAGGUGGAAUGGGUGAAAAACGAGGAUAUAAUUGACCCUGCAGAUGACCGAAACUUCUAUAUCACCAUCGAUCACAACCUGAUUAUCAAACAGGCCCGUCUGUCAGACACUGCUAACUACACAUGCGUGGCCAAGAAUAUCGUUGGCAAACGGCGAAGCACCACUGCGACUGUCAUAGUUUACGUUAAUGGAGGCUGGUCUACAUGGACCGAAUGGUCGGUUUGUUCUAGUCGUUGUGGCCGGGGCUAUCAGAAGAGAACGAGAAGCUGUACCAAUCCAGCACCUUUAAACGGAGGAGCCAUCUGUGAGGGCCAAGCCAUUCAGAAACUGGCCUGCAACCCCCUAUGUCCAGUGGACGGUCUGUGGACGGAGUGGAGUAAAUGGUCGACAUGUGGUACAGAAUGCACCCACUGGAGACGGCGAGAAUGCAACGCUCCGGCACCUAAAAACGGCGGGAAAGAUUGCGAAGGAACCGUUCUCCAGUCCAAAAACUGUACAGAUGGACUCUGUAUGCAGAGUUCCUUAUUUCAGAAGUCCUCAGAACCCAAAGAUGAGAGCAAUUCUCUACCUCACCCAUCCGCUCCUAGCACAGAUGAUGUGGCCUUGUAUGUGGGCAUCGUCAUCGCCGUCAUCAUGUGUUUGGUCAUCUCUGUCAUUGUGGCGCUCUUUGUCUACCGGAAGAAUCAUCGAGACUUUGACUCGGACAUCAUGGAUUCAUCGGCGCUCAAUGGUGGAUUUCAGCCGGUGAAUAUCAAGACUGCUCGGACAGCUGAUCUUUUGACAGCACCUCCUGACCUGACGUCAGCUGCGGCCAUGUAUAGAGGUCCUCAUUACGUCCUCCACGACGUCGCAGACAAGAUCCCCAUGACCAACUCUCCUCUGCUCGACCCGCUGCCCAACCUGAAAAUCAAAGUGUACAACUCGUCCGGUAUGGUGACGCCUCAGGAGGACCUGUCUGACAUCUCGUCCAAACUCUCACCCAAACUCCCCCACGCUCUCAUCGACAGCGACACCAUCAGUCGGCGCACGCAGACUCUGAUGCGAUCACGGGACCCAUCGUGCACCGCGUUCGGUUCUUUCAAUUCUCUCGGAGGACAUCUGAUCAUCCCGAACUCAGGAGUGAGUUUGUUGGUACCAGCAGGUGCGAUCCCUCAGGGUCGAGUGUACGAGAUGUUUGUGACCGUUCACAGAAAGGACACUAUGAGGCCACAGGUGGAUGACACGCAGACUGUUUUGAGUCCAGUGGUGAGUUGUGGUCCAACUGGAGCUCUCCUGACCCGACCCGUCAUCAUCACGAUGCACCACUGCGCCCAGCCCGACAGCGAGGACUGGCUUAUACAACUGCAGAGCCAAUCACAGCAGGCACAGUGGGAGGAUGUUGUGAUUGUAGGUGAGGAGAACUUCACCACCCCGUGUUAUAUUCAGAUGGACGAGGAGGCGUGUCACAUCCUCACAGAAACAUUAGGGACGUAUUGUCUAGUGGGUCAAUCUGUGAGCGCCGCCACCACUAAGAGACUGAAACUGGCUGUGUUUGGACCUGUGAGCUGCACGCAUCUGGAGUACAACAUCAGAGUUUACUGUCUGGAUGACACACAGGACGCACUGAAGGAGGUCCUUCAGAUGGAGAAGCAGAUGGGUGGAAAGCUGCUGGAUGAACCAAAGUCUCUAAACUUCAAAGACAGCACCCAUAACCUGCGUCUGUCCCUGCAUGAUGUCCCACACACCCACUGGAAGAGCAAACUGCUGGCUAAAUACCAGGAGCUGUCGUUCCAGCAGGUGUGGUGCGGCUCUCAGCGUAAUCUUCACUGUACGUUUACUCUUGAACGUUUCAGUAUCACUACACUGGAUCUCUCCUGUAAGCUGUGUGUGAGACAGGUGGAGGGUGAAGGACAAAUCUUUCAGCUGAACACCACCCUGUCUGAGGACUCUCAGUGUAUCGACACGUCUCUUCUGGACCCAGCCAGUAACAUCACCACACUAGUGGGGCCAAACGCUUUCCGGAUCCCUCUGUCAAUCCGACAGAAACUGUGCGGGAGUCUGGACGCCCCUCAGACCCGCGGGAACGACUGGAGAAUGCUGGCACACAAACUCAACCUGGACAGGUAUCUGAAUUAUUUUGCCACCAAGUCGAGUCCGACCGGGGUGAUCUUGGACCUGUGGGAGGCGCAGCACUUUCCCGACGGCAAUCUGAACCGACUGGCCGCCGUACUGGAGGAGAUGGGUCGCCAUGAGAACAUCGUGUCCAUGGCAACCGAGCACUGACACCUGCAGGCGACGCCGGGCGCAGGAAGUUCCCGGGAGGAGAGAGAGCGAGUCACGGCGGGCGGCACCGAAACGCAGCCAGAUCACUGUGACAUCAGCAGACCGGCUCGAACCGUCUGUUUCAUAAAACCAAUCCACUUCACAGAUGAGCAUCUAAAGAAACGCAGCCCUGCCGUCUGUACUUUUGUCAAAUCAGUUUCUUAGGAAACGCGACUUCUGCUGUCCAAAUACUGGACCCCGCCCUCCUUUACUGGGACUUGCAAUAGGAUAAUAAGAGCAGGAAGUGGGCGUGACCUACAGACAGACAGGGCCAUAAACUCUUUAUUGUUUUCUUUUAAACUGCCUUGUUUUCUUUUCAUCCUUUCAUUUCUUUUUGCAAACAUGUCCAUCUCAUGUGGGUGGUUUUUCAGCGCUAUCCGGUGGACAGAACCUGCAACUACACACGUGAGCCUUCUGUAUAUAUGCAUUCACAACAGUGUAAAGUUUUACCAGUGUUAUUAUUCUUAAUGAUGAUCAUUUUCUUAUUGCGUUUUGUUGAAUAGUGACCUGUAUCUAAUUGCAAUUUAGUCAAAAAAAAGAUCUUUUAGGCGUUUUGUAAACCUUCACGUGUUUGACACCUGCUGCUUUGAAACAGAAACACAUGAGGGAGAAUUUCUGGAGACCAUUUCAGGAAAACUCAGUGGUCAGAUCUCUCUCAUCUUCACCGCAUCAUCAACUCGAUUAUGUUCCAGGUCCAGACUUUGAUGUUUGGGUUUGCUGCAGUGUCUCGAGUUUAAGGCACGUGAGACUUUUGUUUGAAGAAACAGAGACAGAUGUGAGACGUGUGUGAGAAACGCUGGAUGCAUGUGAUCGUACCGAUCUCUAUCUGCUGCAGUUAAAGAAUUAAUUGUAAAAAGAAAAAUAGCCAUUUGAGUGUUUGCAAUUUACAGCGCCGUCUCUGUUCACCAUCAUUUUCCUCGUACAAGUUGUCCAACUUUCUAAAGCUGUCUAUGCAAACUCUGCAUCCUUUAUAAAAACGAAUUAUAUCUGCUAAAAACCGCUAGCAGUCGCUUUCCAUAGUUAUCAUAUGAUUAUAUUUAUAGUGAGGAUGUUACUUAUACUUUUAUGGCACGUUCAUGAUGUAAUUUGCAAACGCUUGCAUCUCUGUGAAGUUUCUGUACAAAAUGUAAGAAAGAAUUUUUAAACAAGUAAUAAAUUAUAUUUAUAUGCAACACUGAA